GACGUCGGGCACGCCACGUUCACGUUCUCCCGUCAGCGUCCCGAUCAGACCCAUGCGUUGUUACCUCCAUGAGCUCCUUGUAAGCGAAACCUUGAAAGCUUUCAGGAUGUUUUCAGCUAGUGGGUCAUUUCAAGGUUCCAGAGGGGCCUGUUUUUCAAAAAUCCUCAUGAAGAAUUUGCCUGCAACAUCACACAAAUCACACGAACCUCUGUCUACCUUGAAUCCUCCUAACAAGGAUGCUUUUGACCAACAAGGGAAAAAUACGUACAAACAUGGUUUUGGUGCCAAGCCGACAUGUACACCAGAUGUGCUGAUUGACAAAUACAGGAAAGGCGAGACGAACGCUGUGUCUUUGCUCCAUCAGCUUGCCCAAGGUUUGCAGUUCCACCUGGAAUUGAAGGAAACGGUAACCACAGGCAACAUACCAGGGCUUUGUUUUGCCUUUUGUGUGGUGAUCGAUGGGCGUCAGUACAAGACUGGCAUGGGGAUAACAAAGAAGCAGGCUCGGCUCCAAGCGGCAGAGCUCGCUCUGCGUGACCUGCUGCCCACCUUGGAAAGUUUGAAGUCUGUCGACCCGGAGACAUCAGAUGUUCCUCCACCACUGCCAGUAAAAGAGGAGCCCUCUGUGUCUGACAUACAACCUCAUAGGGCCAUUCAUGACGAGACAAGUUCUGUCAACCUCCAGAUCCCACAAGCUGUCAGGGAUCAGCUCACCAAACUGAUGAACAGCCACCCGCAGUUCUCUGCCUGUGCGAGCACCACAGCAGCAUUCGUCAUUCAGACUUCCAGUGGAUGUGAGGUGGUCGCUCUAGGGACUGGGAACUUCAAUACCAAAGAGAAUACCUCAUCAAGUGGAAGGAUUGUGCAUGAUUCACAUGCAGUGGUAACUGCACGGAGAUCGCUUAUGAGGUUUCUGUACCGGCACUUGCUGCUGUUCUAUAGCAAACAGGCCAAUCUGAAGGACAAGUCGAUCUUCCAGCACAACAGCAGCAGCGGCCUCCUCAGCCUGAAGAGCGGCAUCACUCUGCACCUCUAUGUGAACCAGCUGCCCAAGGGUGCUGCUCAGAUCCCCUCCACAUUACGCCUGAACCCACUCUCUAUUUUGGCAUGGCAAGUCAACAAUGAGAUCAGCCUGCACCUGUCAGUGGAAGGCAAGGUGUUCUCAGUGUCCUCGUCAGCCUUUGAUCACUCGGCCUCCAAGGUGGUCAGCAUGUCUGCUACUGACAAGCUGACUCAGUGGCAGGUGCUUGGAUACCAGGGGGCCUUGCUCAGCCACUUCAUCAAGCCUGUCUAUGUCCAAAGCAUCCUCAUAGGUGACCUUGGCUGCAGUGACAUCCGUGGCAUGAAAAUGUCUGUGAGCCAGCGUGUGGAGGGGAUCACCUCCCAGCUGCCCAUGUUCUACUGCAUGAUGAGGCCCCACAUCAGCCUGGUGCCCUCAGUGGCUGCUGACAGCACCAACAAAUGCCAGAUGACUUACGGUAUCAACUGGAGCGAAGGAGACAGCUCGCUGGAGGUUGUGGAUGGUCUGGAGGGCAAAACCACAGAGGAAUCUCCCUUUAAGAGUGGCUCUGCUCUUGCAAGCCGUCUGUGCAAAGCAGCGAUGCUGCACCGCUUCAAGUUGGUGGCCAAAGAGGCCCAGAGGCAGGACCUGCUGACCACGAGCUCCUACAGAGAAGCCAAGAGGAUGGCAAAGCCGUACCAGGAGGCCAAGAACGUGCUGAGGGCGUACCUGUUCCAGCAGGGCUUUGGUUCCUGGCUGGUCAAGCUUUCAGUUAGUGAUAACUUCAGCAUGUGAAAAAAUAAUACACUCUAUCACUUGAAGCCAUUGUGUUCAUUAAAAAAAA
Molecule: messenger RNA, 1844 nt
Organism: Plectropomus leopardus (leopard coralgrouper)
Lineage: Eukaryota; Metazoa; Chordata; Actinopteri; Perciformes; Serranidae
Gene: adad1
Product: adenosine deaminase domain containing 1 (testis-specific)
Biological process (GO): RNA processing; adenosine to inosine editing
Cellular component (GO): nucleolus; cytoplasm
Molecular function (GO): tRNA-specific adenosine deaminase activity; double-stranded RNA adenosine deaminase activity; adenosine deaminase activity
Source: RefSeq, a predicted model, not a curated record